GCCGAAACCUCUCCGAAGCAAUCUUUCGGGGCGGAAGUUAAGAAGCCCCGAGGGGGAGGUGGCGGAAGUGGCUGCGUUGCUACUGGCUCAUGCGCAUGCGCUAUUCUUUCUGGUUUCCUCUCUUCAGGCGCUGCCUUUUUUCUUCUCUCCUUUUCUCCACGUGAGGGGGUACGCAUACCCGCAGUGGUCGUCGUGCGCUCAGCGCUUCUGCUCUCUUGGCUCCCUCACGAUGGCGGGCAUCCUGUUUGAGGAUAUUUUCGAUGUGAAAGACAUUGACCCGGAGGGCAAGAAAUUUGACCGAGUGUCUCGACUGCAUUGUGAGAGUGAAUCCUUCAAGAUGGAUCUCAUCUUAGAUGUAAACAUCCAGAUUUACCCUGUAGACUUGGGUGAUAAGUUCCGGUUGGUCAUAGCUAGUACCUUGUAUGAAGAUGGUACCCUGGAUGAUGGUGAAUACAACCCCACUGAUGACAGGCCUUCCAGGGCUGACCAAUUUGAGUAUGUAAUGUAUGGGAAAGUAUACAGGAUUGAGGGAGAUGAAACUUCUACUGAAGCAGCAACACGCCUCUCUGCCUACGUGUCCUAUGGGGGCCUGCUCAUGAGGCUGCAGGGUGAUGCCAACAACCUGCAUGGAUUUGAGGUGGAUUCCAGAGUCUAUCUGUUGAUGAAGAAACUGGCCUUCUGAACUACGAGGGAAGCCAGCCUUGAUGCUUAGUCACUCAGAUCAUGGACAUUGGUCAACCUGUGUAACAGAUGCUGUUGUUCACCCGUUAAGGAGAGGCUGGCCACCUUUCUCCUGUGGGUGCAUCUUUAGCUGGUCUGGACUCAAUGGGAAACUGACUUGCCUGUGAAAGACCCAGCGGGAGAGCUUAAAAUGAAUCAGAAGUCGUUUUGUGUAUAUGAUUUUUUAAAUUAAACUUUACUUUUUUCAGACUGUAUCCCCUUUUUUAAAAAAAUCCAUUUACUUUAAAUUCACUUUUUUCCAGUU
This is a messenger RNA of Propithecus coquereli (Coquerel's sifaka), 985 nucleotides long. RefSeq names its product polymerase (RNA) II (DNA directed) polypeptide H (gene POLR2H). Bases 230 to 682 code for a protein of 150 amino acids. The transcript has 5 exons. Gene Ontology annotation, biological process: DNA-templated transcription. Gene Ontology annotation, cellular component: RNA polymerase I complex; RNA polymerase III complex; RNA polymerase II, core complex. Lineage: Eukaryota; Metazoa; Chordata; Mammalia; Primates; Indriidae. The record is from RefSeq and is a predicted model, not a curated record. Gene Ontology annotation, molecular function: DNA-directed RNA polymerase activity.